Molecule: messenger RNA, 1979 nt
Organism: Chelonia mydas (Green sea turtle)
Lineage: Eukaryota; Metazoa; Chordata; Testudines; Cheloniidae
Exons: 6
Coding region: 192-830 (212 amino acids)
Source: RefSeq, a predicted model, not a curated record
GCAUAGGAAUUGCCACCUGGAAUAGAGUGGAGGUCCAUCUUGUCCUGAACCCCAUCGCUGGUCGUGGCCAGUACCAACUGCUUCAGAGGAAGAAGCAAGAGACACUGCAGCAGCCUGCUCAUAGGGAAAUUUCUUCCCAGUCAGUUAUAGCCCUAGGUGUUGAACUAUUGAUUUCAGUAGGAGUGUCAAAGAUGGAAAAGUUGCAGUCCUAUUUAACGUUGGAUGAAGAUGACUUCCUCUCUGACCUAAGCAGUGGGGACCUAGAGAUGUUGCUAUCAUUGCUGCUGGGUAAGGUACAUGAAAGCGAAGUAAGAGUGAGCACAGAGAAGGAUGAGAUCAUGAGACUUGAGACAGAAAUAGCACAAUAUGUCACAGAAAGAGAGAACUGUCUGUCACUGGCAGCACAGAUUGUGCAUUUGCAUCCAGUAUUGGAAGAGGAAUUCAAGACUCGAGAACAACUUCAAACUGUUGCAGCUGAACUGAAAAGGCUGAAAAAGGAUAUUGCUCAAGAUACCAGUGAGCAGGCAGAUGCAGCCAAAUUAGAACAGUUGAUAGCUGAAUCAGAAACCAUGAUAACCUCUCUCCAUCAGAAACAGCGUAUGGUUAAAAGCGAGAAAGUCCAUCUGAUUAAGGUACUGGAGACCACCCAAAAUACCCUUUCCGAGGCACAGGCAGAAAGCCAUGCAGCUGAUCAGGAGCUGCUUCGCUUGCAGAAGGAAUGUACUGAGCAAGCUAAUGUGAAGUCUCUGGGGGAUAAUGAAGCUGACAGACAGCUGGAUGCCUGCAUCAGACAGCUGGGAGUGUUAAACCUCCUUGCUAGGAAAAAGUGAACUUCUGUCUCCAGCAGGGGAUGUGUUAGUCAGUAGACCUGAAGUUCCAAAUUCCACUUGGAGAAGAUGUAGGCAAGUAGGAGGUGUGUGGCCACCAGUACACAGAGCCCCUGUUGUAGGAGGCAUGGGAAGAGACACCACCUUGAGCAUAGCUGUACUGGGUUAAGCAGCCUGACAGCUCCCCAGUUUGAUUUCAUUUUAUUUCAUUCACCUUUCAGCUGUCCACCAAGACAUAGCGGCAAAAUAAUUUCAUUGUUCUUCCCUAAUCUCAUCUUCUCUGGGUGCAGCUUGGGGGACAUGAAGCAAAACCUGCUGUAUGAUGAAUUCUGCUACUCUCUGUUUCAUGUAUGCAGGGUUUCAUUUUCAUAAAUAUUGAGACUAGUCCAAUGUUUUGUCAUUGGUGUCAGGGAUGCAGAGACUAAAGGAAACCAAUGAUUUAAGACGGUCCCAUUUCAGCCAAACUCUCUCCUGGCAUCAGCCAUUUCCAUGUCAGUGCACCCUGGUUUGAGUUGGUGCUUCCCACCCAACAAAAGAUUUCCCUUUCCAGCUAGUAGUCUAACUUCCCUGUUUAGAUACGCCAUAUCCACUGCGCCGAUGCACUUCAAUUGCUGUCUCAUUCCACUUCACAUGGACCUAUUACCGUUCUUUGGACUGGGUUGCCUUGAAGUUUCUCCAUAUUGAGAGUGGAAUAUCUCUAGGAAAUCUGUGAAGAUCAUCGGGUGUAUGUGACGCAGAACUGGAGACAGAAGCCAUUUACUGAUCUGGAAGCUGGCCAGCUCAUGGGAGACUAUGUACAAAAUUGUGGCUAGCUGUAAUUGUAAUGCAGUGUGGCUAGAUUUCUAGAAUGCUCUGAACAGAGACAUGUUUUUGCAUAACUUCAAAAUAAAGUCAACUUUCUUACAUAAGCAGCUUCUUUUUAAUUCAAUCCCUUUGUUACCUGAAAGUGCUCAAAAGCCCUGCAUGCCAAUGACUUUUAUCCUGUCAUCAAUAAGCAGCAUAGGUGAUGCUCAGUAAGGUGACUGAUGCUGUGCACUGAGGAUGCUAUAUAAAGGCAGCAGCAUCCAUUGGACCUCGGAUCACUUCACGUAAUUUUAUACAGGGAUCACAGCAGCCACCCUAUGGAAUGUGGUAGCAGUUUAACAGUAGCCA